Radiomyces spectabilis is the source of this 1429-nucleotide messenger RNA. Its product is annotated as 26S protease regulatory subunit 7. Gene Ontology annotation, biological process: proteasome-mediated ubiquitin-dependent protein catabolic process. Lineage: Eukaryota; Fungi; Mucoromycota; Mucoromycetes; Mucorales; Radiomycetaceae. Gene Ontology annotation, molecular function: ATP hydrolysis activity; proteasome-activating activity; ATP binding. Bases 75 to 1382 code for a protein of 435 amino acids. The transcript is spliced from 10 exons. Gene Ontology annotation, cellular component: proteasome regulatory particle, base subcomplex. The record is from RefSeq and is a predicted model, not a curated record.
GUCUUUCCUUACUUUUUAUUGCGCUUUUAUCGCACAAAGCACACACAUACACAUACUCCUAAACCAAUAUCAUCAUGCCACCAAAAGAAGAUUGGGAAAAAUACGACAAGCCCAUUGACGAGAACGAGAAGGAUGAAAAAAUCGUUGCAUUGGACGAAGGCGAUAUUAAACUGCUCAAAACUUAUGGUCAAGGUCCGUACGCAAAGGAACUCAAAGUCUUAGAGCAAGAUAUCAAAGAUACGCAAAAACGAGUCAAUGAAAAGAUUGGUGUGAAGGAAUCAGACACAGGAUUAGCGGCACCGAACUUGUGGGAUAUUCCUGCUGAUAAACAACGCAUGCAAGAAGAACAACCACUUCAGGUCGCACGCUGUACAAAAAUCAUUCAAGGCGGUGAUAACGAAGAUGCGAAAUACAUCAUCAACGUUAAACAAAUUGCAAAGUUCGUCGUGGAACUUGUGCGUCACGUAUCACCAACCGAUAUUGAAGAAGGCAUGCGUGUGGGUGUCGAUCGUACAAAAUACCAGAUUCAGAUUCCAUUGCCCCCGAAAAUCGAUCCUUCGGUGACCAUGAUGCAAGUGGAGGAAAAGCCCGAUGUCACAUACAGCGAUGUCGGUGGAUGCAAAGAACAAAUUGAACGAUUGCGUGAAGUGGUGGAAAUUCCUUUGCUUCAACCGGAACGAUUCGUCAACCUCGGUAUCGAUCCUCCCAAGGGUGUGUUAUUGUACGGUCCCCCCGGUACUGGCAAAACCUUGUGUGCACGUGCAGUGGCCAAUCGAACCGAUGCCACUUUUAUCCGUGUCAUUGGUUCCGAACUUGUUCAAAAAUAUGUCGGUGAAGGUGCACGUAUGGUUCGUGAAUUAUUCGAAAUGGCAAGAACCAAGAAGGCGUGUAUUAUCUUCUUUGACGAAGUAGAUGCUAUCGGUGGUGCACGAUUUGACGAUGGUGCAGGUGGAGACAAUGAAGUGCAACGUACCAUGUUGGAAUUGAUCAAUCAAUUGGAUGGUUUCGAUCCUCGAGGCAAUAUCAAAGUACUAAUGGCCACCAAUCGUCCCGAUACACUGGACCCCGCAUUAUUACGACCUGGUCGUUUGGAUCGACGAGUAGAAUUCGGUUUACCUGAUCUUGAGGGUCGUGCACAUAUUUUAAAGAUUCACGCAAAGAGCAUGAGUGUGGAACGUGAUAUCCGUUACGAGCUUAUUGCACGAUUGUGUCCAAAUGCCACCGGUGCCGAAUUGCGAAGUGUGUGUACAGAAGCUGGCAUGUUUGCCAUUCGUGCGAGAAGAAAGGUGGCAACGGAAAAGGACUUUUUGGAAUCCGUAAAUAAGGUGAUCAAGGGAUAUCAGAAAUUCUCCAGUACUCCCAAGUAUCUUAUGUGGAAUUAGAUCUUUUGCCCAUCAUUAUCGUCUUUCAAUAAAUUUCCUCUUCUCUG